AUGACUUAUUUAUGUAGCAGCAGUAGUAGUGACAGUAGUUCUGAUGAAGAAAUAGAAUUUUUGGGUUAUAUGAACCAAUGUUUGAACAAACGUCGAAGACCGUAUUUAUUGUCAACAAGAAUAGAUCAUUUGAAUAAAUGGGACGAUCAAGACUUUUUUGCCAGAUUCCGUCUAAGUAAAAAUACAUUUAAAAUUGUAUUAGAAAUGGUUCAACAAGAAGUAACAACUGUUACACAAAGAAAUCGUGCUGUCACAGCAGAGCAACAACUUUUAUUAACACUAAGGUUUUAUGCCUCAGACGCAUAUUUAAUAAAUGUUGGUGAAUUAUUUGGAAUACAUUACUCAACUGCAUCAAAUAUAAUAAAAAAAAUGAAUAUCGCUUUAGCAAGGCUCAGACCACAGUUUAUUAAAAUGCCUAGUAAUGCUAAUGAAAUUUCUGAUGUCCAGAAUAGAUUUUAUUUGAAAGCAAAAUUUCUACGAUGCAUUGGUGCUAUUGACUGCACACACAUCAAAAUAUCAUCACCAGGUGGAGAAAACGCUGAAAACUACAGAAAUAGAAAAAACUUUUUUCUAUAA
This is a messenger RNA of Macrosiphum euphorbiae (potato aphid), 576 nucleotides long. The record is from the annotation of a GenBank genome assembly. NCBI's taxonomy places the organism in Eukaryota, Metazoa, Arthropoda, Insecta, Hemiptera, Aphididae.